ACCUCAAUUGCACCCAAUCAGAAAGUAGAGACAGUUUUAAGGCACCCAUUAAGUCCAAUCGGUAGAAAAACAAAACCUUUGAUAAAAACAAAAGUCACAUUUACAAGUAACUGUUAUCUGGAUUCUGUUUGUAUAGGUCAGUUUGUAUAUGUCUUGAUCAAUAGCCAGAGUUUUUCGUGGCUCUUUAUGGCCUUUCGCCCGAUGUUGUUUAUCUGUAGUAAAGGGGAGGGGGGCUUGAAACCGCCCUCCCUUGCCCCAUUUCCUCAGUUGUUUUCCUUCUCUCGCCUGGAUUCUCCAUGUUGUUGGUGCAAAAGUGAGGACUUCACCGCGACGCGGGAGGAAAGCUGCUCAGCGAUCCACCAGUUAUAGUAGCAGCACACCCAAGAAGACGGAGGGCACACAGUGUCAUAUAACCUCCAAAAACACAUCCAAGUGCCUUGCCCCCUCUUCGGGCAGCAGACCUCGGACGGUAGAACAAGAAGCGAAGAAGAGGUGGGAGAGUAAAACCCAGGAAAAGGAUAAAUCUUAUCUCAUCGAGGAUUGUAACUGAGGCUGGUGACAACAAACAUUUGUGAAUACUUGGCAUACUGCUCAACUUGACAAAUACAUAUAUUUAUAUAACCCAAUGAGGGAUGCCCAUCUGUGCUCGAGGACAGGAUUUGAGGAUUUUGAGGGUUCUGUGAUUGUCAGAUGGAAAGUUCUAUUAUCACACAAGUGCAGAAAGAAGGCGUUCAAGCGUUGCCAAAAACAGGCCAGGUGAGCCGCUCUUCCCUGAAACAGCCUCGAAGUUGUAACAUCUUCAAAGCCCUCUUCUGUUGCAUCCAAGCUCAAAGUCCCACCAAACCAGCAACACCACUACCACCUACUUCCCAACAGCCCUUGGUAGAGACCCAGGAAAAUGGGACAUUUGUCAAGGAAUCUCAGGUCAGUCUCCUGCCAGAGGUGAUGGCCCAGGAUCAGGGAAAGAUAUGUGUCGUCAUAGACCUUGAUGAGACACUGGUGCACAGUUCAUUCAAGCCUAUAAGUAAUGCAGACUUCAUUGUACCAGUGGAGAUAGAGGGGACCACACACCAGGUGUAUGUACUGAAGAGGCCAUAUGUGGAUGAAUUCCUGCAAAGAAUGGGAGAACUAUUUGAAUGUGUGCUGUUUACAGCCAGUCUCUCAAAGUAUGCCGACCCAGUGACUGACCUGUUGGACCAGUGUGGUAUAUUCCGGGCCCGGUUAUUUCGGGAAUCUUGUGUGUUCCAUCAGGGUUGUUAUGUGAAAGAUUUAAGUCGCCUUGGCAGAGACCUUCAAAAAACCCUCAUUUUGGAUAAUUCACCUUCCUCCUACAUCUUCCAUCCAGAUAAUGCUGUUCCUGUGGUGUCAUGGUUUGAUGAUGUGGAUGAUGUUGAACUACUCAACCUCCUUCCAGUGUUUGAAGAGCUCAGUCAAUCUGAUAACAUUUACACUCUGCUGGACCAGCUUCGUGGACAUUAAUUUGAGAUUCUGCUUAACUUUUUCAAAUACACUAUGUGUGCUGUGUGCAAUGAAUAGAUACACAGUUUCCAAAUAGGGAUGUCAUGACCUCUGGAACAUUCUGUGUUCCAUAACGUUUUCUAACAAUGCAGUUAAGAACAUUCCUAAAACUAUAUUUCCUUGGUUAAACUGACACUUUAAAAACUCUGAGGCAUUUUCCUUUUUUACCUCAUUAACAAUAUGGACAACCACUUAUUGAAAGCAUAAUUACAAAGAGUAGAAAACAACAUCCAAAGCAAUCCCAUCUAACUUGCUCGAGUAUGAACUUUAAUAUGAAUGCUAAAGUGGUUUGUUUGCCAAAGCAGAAAACUGCCUGCCCUGACUUGGCUUUUGGAUAUUGCUUGUUUUAUUACUGUUCCUUUUAGGGGCAAAAACAACAAGAAAGGAAAAAAUCAUUAGCUCCUUUUUUUAAAUUACAAAAAUAUUUCUACAUGUGGUUGUUUUUAUAAGGAAGACUGUUUUUAAAUGUUAAAUAAGGUUUGUCUAUGCAACCCAACUUUGUUAUGAAUUGGAUAGUACCUCUAAAGUAGCCAGUCUAUUUGCUUUAAAUAAAACUCACUACUGGGCCUUACUUACCAUUAAAUUAGAAUUUAAAUAGCAAAAGAGCUAAUUUUUCUUGUUUGCACUCGGGAGACAAGUUCUACAAAAUAAAUUGUGCGUAGAUUGGUUUUAUUGGUUUAAAACUAGGUAAAUGAGACAAUUAUUUUUUAGAUUGUUAAUUGAAAUGGAAACACUGGACAUGUUGGCACAUAAGAUGGCUAUAAAGGUCUCGGUCCAAAAAUAUUUAAUUGUUGCAAUGUCUUUUUAUAUGACAAACAACUUGCAUUUGUUUUACAUUGACGGUGCUGAAAGUAAAAACUGUGCCUUUGAAAUUGGGACCGAGAAUAAUGGUCGGCCUGAACUGAGAUUUAUAGACCUACACACUCAGAUGUGUCAUGCUGAGCAUGACAGAACACUGUCAUGAGUGAGUGUAAAGCUUCAAAGUGGCUUUGGUACUUGUAGUGCAACAAGUAAGCAACGAGUCAUUUGUUUCUUAAAUUUAAUAUUUUUUGCAUGUUUAACUGUUUUGUUUUUUUUAUCAGCCAAAACCUUUAAUUUUUCACUAAUUCUUAAUACUCAGUAUUUUGUAUUGAAAUUAAUUUUGCCUGCAUUAGGCUUUCAUUCUAUCCAUGUGUUUAAUAGUGCCUGAAAACAUUUUUGUUUGAUUGCUUUGUGCUUCACACACUUGUGCCGUUUAACCAAUUCACAGAUCCGAAACAGUUGUGCCACUUCGGUCAUUUGAGAAUCUGUACAGUACCUUUUUUGGGUUAUUUUCUUUGUAGUAUGGCUUUUAUAUUAUCUUUAUGUUUGAUGAUCCUAUUACCUGCAUGUUGACUGGUAAAAUAUGACAAUGAAAAUGCCUCAGCUGUAAUGAGCAAAAGUAUUUGUUUAAUGUCAGUUUGUGUGUGGGGAAAAAACAUAUAAGAAGCCUUUCUUUUUGUAUCUGAUUUGACGGAGAAAGUCUUAAAAGGAGCUGCCAAUUUUAUAAAUAAAACUUCUUUAUAUUUUACAUUGUUUUCAUUGCAUUUUCUUCCCUGGAUACACUGGAACCAUAGUUUUAAAAACACAUGUUGGUUUUAUAUAGGCUACUAUUUUUUCAUGGG
Molecule: messenger RNA, 3161 nt
Organism: Menidia menidia (Atlantic silverside)
Lineage: Eukaryota; Metazoa; Chordata; Actinopteri; Atheriniformes; Atherinopsidae
Source: the annotation of a GenBank genome assembly